This is a messenger RNA of Spodoptera exigua (beet armyworm), 627 nucleotides long. Lineage: Eukaryota; Metazoa; Arthropoda; Insecta; Lepidoptera; Noctuidae. The record is from the annotation of a GenBank genome assembly.
GCGCAUGUGAGAUCUGUCGCGCGCACGCACCAUGCUCCUAGCACUCGCCUGUCUAAUCGCGACCGCGGCCGCCGCGCCUGCUAUCUACGACCAGCGCCAGGAUGGCGAGGUCAACGUGCAAGCUGACGUCCAGAACGUUCUGCUGCUCGUCGCCGUGCCCAAGAAAUUGCCAAUCAAUCUGUUUGACAUUCUGUCCAAGAGCAACAAACCUCUAGACAGGGACCAUGAAAUUCAGGAAAGGUCUGAUGUCCGUGUGAUGGAAGCUUUCGUGGAACCCAGUACACCGUACCGCGUUGAAAUCGGAGCAGGCGACAGGUCUGCGAGUGAUGGGCGCGCAGUCGAGGUAGUGAUCGCUGGCCGGCGCCGCCUCGAGGCUGACCCAGACGAACAGGACGAGUUGAAGCUGCUAGGAGCAACAGAAAACUGUGGGCCGGAGCGCAUGCGUGACCCUGUGACCCUCAUGUGCCAGGACCGAGCACCCUCCGAGGCCAGCGCCGAAACGAUGGAGAAAGAAGAAAAAGUAGAACCACAACAGACACCUGAAGUAGUCGUUGUUUCGUCAUAGUUCCCGAUCUCUGCGUUAUUGUUUGUAUAGUUAAUUUAUUUCCAAAUAUAAUGUUCGCCAUU